Messenger RNA from Myripristis murdjan (pinecone soldierfish), 704 nucleotides. RefSeq names its product putative nuclease HARBI1. The transcript has 5 exons. NCBI's taxonomy places the organism in Eukaryota, Metazoa, Chordata, Actinopteri, Holocentriformes, Holocentridae. Bases 1 to 465 code for a protein of 154 amino acids. The record is from RefSeq and is a predicted model, not a curated record.
AUGAGAUUCUGUGCAAGUGGUAUGUUCCUGUACACAGUUGGCGAUGCAGAGAAUCUCAGCAAAGCCACUGUGUGCAGGACAAUCCGCAAAGUAUUCAUCAAGUUCCCAGGACACAAGGAACUAAAAUAUAAAAAGGAGGACUUCUACGAAUUUGGCGGAUUCCCAAAUGUAAUUGGUGCUCUUGCCUGUUGCCACAUGAAAAUCAAAAAGCCCUCAGGUGACCAUGAGGGGGACUUUGUGAAUCGGAAGUGGUACCACAGCAUCAAUGUUCAAAUGAUCUAUGAUGCUGAUUUGAUACUCACUAAAGUUGUGGCACUGUGGCCAGGUUCGGCACAUGACGCCAGGAUAUUUAGAUCCUGCUCGCUGGCCCAGAGGCUCGAACUAGGUGAAUUCCCUGGCCUGCUCCUUGGGGACAAGGGGUAUCCAUGUGAACCCUAUCUCCUGACCCCGUUCCCAGAGCCCUAGACCCCUGUUGAAAAGCACUACAACUAUGCCCAUGCCCGCACCAGGGCAAGAAUCGAAAUGGCGUUUGGGGUCCUGAAGGCCCGAUUUCAGUGCCUACACCACCUCAGGGUCAAACCGGACAGAGCAUGCGACAGUGAUGCAUAACAUCACAUGCAUCAGGAAGGAAAGGGCUCCCACAGUGGAAGUGAUGCAGGAGUGGGAUGACAUCCCACACCGAUACCCAGACAACCCUCAGGGGA